Messenger RNA from Aphidius gifuensis, 1684 nucleotides. RefSeq names its product tRNA pseudouridine synthase-like 1. The record is from RefSeq and is a predicted model, not a curated record. Lineage: Eukaryota; Metazoa; Arthropoda; Insecta; Hymenoptera; Braconidae. Gene Ontology annotation, molecular function: pseudouridine synthase activity; RNA binding. Bases 104 to 1060 code for a protein of 318 amino acids. The transcript is spliced from 4 exons. Gene Ontology annotation, biological process: tRNA pseudouridine synthesis.
ACCCAAUAAAUAAAAAAAUACAAAUAAAAAAAUUCCAUUUAAAAAACAUAAAAUUACAUUUAUCAUAUUUAAAUCACUUGAUAUUAUUAAAUAAUAUAAAAUAAUGGUUCGUUAUUUAAUGUUCAUGUCCUACAUUGGUACCAGAUACAGAGGUGCUGCAAAACAAAUUGGCUGUGAACGUCUGAUAGAUAUUGAUUCAAUUCAAGGAGCUCUUGAAACAGCAUUUCACACAUUAAGACCCCGUAGUAAAAUAAAGCCAGAAGUACAAUUAUCAAGCAGAACAGAUGCUGGGGUACAUGCAUUAUGUAGUGCAGGACAAGUUGAACUUGAAAAACCAGAAGAAAUUUUUUAUGACUCCGAGAUUACAAAAGCAAAAUUAAACACAUAUUUUGCACGUUGUGGUCAUGAAAUUCGUUUAAUGAAUCUGUACCCAAUAAGUGAUGAUUUCCAUUGUCGAAAAAAUGCAUUAUCAAGAACAUAUAUUUACAGAUUAAUUGUUGCUAAAGAUCCAAAUGAACAUAGAAUUCCAAUAGCUGAAAAUGGACGUUCAUGGCAUAUCAAAGGUGAUAAUAUAAAUAUUGAUGCUGUUAAAUCAGCAACAAAAUUAUUUCUUGGUGGAAAGAAAAACUUUGAAACAUUUGCUGGUCGAAAUAGAACAAAUCGUACCAUAAAUUAUGUCAAAGAACUGAAUAAAUUGACAAUUGAACCAGCAUUACCAUUGAUGCCUGAUGAUCCUUAUGCUGAUAAAUUCAAUUACUGGCAAAUAACAGUCAAUUCAAGAUCAUUUUUAUACAAUCAAGUUAGACGAAUUGUUGGUGCAUUGGUUGGCAUUGCUUAUGGCUCAAUAACAGAAAGAGAUAUUCAAAUAAUGCUGCAAGUACCAAAUCAUCAAAAUUGGAAUUGUCAUGCUGUUUUGGCACCACCACAAGGUUUAUAUCUAAAACAAGUUGAAUAUAGCCAAGAUGACCUGGACAAAUAUAUCAUUCAAGGUGAACAAUUAGAAAUAACACGUAAAAGAAUUUUAGAAGAAAAUCAAAAAUUAGCAUUAGCUAGUAAUUAAACAAUUUUUUUAUUUAUUAUUUAAUAUGGAGAGUCUUCUUCGUGACAGGAAAAAAAAUCUUAAACCAACAAAUACAAUAUUGACAAAUAAUUUAGGUGAAAAAUAUGAAAUAAAUAAUGAAGGUUUUUGUAAAAAAAUUAAUGAUAAAUGUUUACCAUUUGUUGUUGAUAAUAAACCUGAUUUAGAAGUUGUUAAAAUAAUAGAUGGUGUUUAUUUAAGCUCACAAGAUCCAAUUUAUUGUUAUGAUAUAUUAAAAGAGCAUAAAAUUCAACAUAUUUUAAGUCUUGGAAUUGAGCCAGAUAUAAAAUUUUCUGGUAUAUCAUAUUAUUUUAUUGAGAUACUUGAUUUACCAGAAUUUAACUUGACAAGUUAUUUUGAUAAAUGUUUUAAUAUUAUUGAUAAUUGUAAAGAUGAUAAUAUUUUGGUGCAUUGUAAUGCUGGUGUAUCAAGAUCACCGACAAUUAUCAUUGCUUAUUUAAUUAAAUAUGUAAAUAUGAAUUUUAAUGAGGCUUUUGAUACAGUUAAAAAAGCUAGACCUUGUGUAAGACCAAAUGAUGGAUUUAUCAAACAACUGAAGGCUUUUUAUAACAUAAAAAAAUAAUAAAUAAUUUUUAAAAAAUACAA